UCGCUCAUGAUUGUGAGACCACAAUCAUUAAGAGGCUUACUGUUGGGGGAAAAGAUCUGCAAAAUGGCUUACAACAACUUUGUAAUUACGACACCGCUGGUGCUCUGUUUCAUAGCGGCUAUUUCCUUGGUUGCUGCGUCGUCUGAUGAUGUCACCCUCGAUUUCAUUGACGUCGGCACGGUGACGGAAGAUGUAAGAAUUGACGGGGACGACGUCGCAGUCAAAGAGGAUGCUACACGUGACACGGUGGUCGAGGAGGAGGAGGAGGAGGAGAGGUCGGCCUUACAUCAGUUGGAUCCUGUCGAGGUUGGCUACGUACGAGAGGUAGAAGUUGCCCCAGGAAGAACCGUUCAGCUAAAGACUGUAGCCACUAAGCCGCCAGCAUUUGAAAUAUUUAAUCUGCUGACCCCUGAUGAGUGCGAUCAUUUGAUGAAUCUUGGUGAGGACCAGGGACUCCAUCGCAGUCUGACCAUCGCGUCCGUGUUCAAUGUGAAGUAUGGCCUCUACGCAGAGGAUGGGUUAACGCUGGUAUACAACGUAGCGGAAUGGAACCAGACAUUUAACACCUUCGAUCUUAACAAGGAUAGGACAAUAGAUUACAAGGAGUUGCACAGAUGCUUGCCUGUACUGAAGGAUCGCGACGUGGAGCUGAGCCUGGCUCAAGUUAUAAGGCUUUUGAUGGAUCUUGAUCUGGAUUCAGACUCUAAUGGCGUCCUCGACUUAAACGAGUUCUGGGCGAUGAUGACCCGGAGCUUGGAUGACCAGGUCGAUCAGUGGCUGGGGAGACUGCAAGCUGGCGAAAUUAUCACUGAUGAUAAAGUCAAAGGUCAACAUAGAAUAAGCGAGCAAGCUUGGCUUCCUUUUAUCACGUCAGAUGACCAGCUUUUGAGAGAGCUACCAUACAGAAUUUCAGCAUUAACAGGUCUCCAUUCAGACAUUGUGCGGUCCAGUGAAAGCAUGCAGGUUGCACGCUAUUACCCUGGUGGAUAUUACCACGCCCACUACGACUCCGUGGAAAUCGACCCUAGGACGAGCUGCAUCCAGAGCAUGAUGACCUUACAGAACGUCAGUCAUACCCAUCCUAAAGGGAGGAUAUGCAGGUACAUCACCAUCAUGACAUAUUUGAAUGACGUCGAGGAAGGGGGUGAGACAGCAUUUCCAUAUGCUGAUAAUGCAACAUACAGCGCUGAGGUUGCUAUUGAAAAUGAGCCAACCACGACAGAUCUGAAGAACCAUUGCCAUGAUGCCAAUAUGGUAAUACACCCUGCCAAGGGCAAGACUGUCAUGUGGUAUAAUCACCUAGUCGAUCCGGAAACAGGUUGGCUAGGGGCACAGGAUAAAUAUUCUCUACAUGGUGGAUGUAAAGUAAUGCGUGGAGUCAAGUGGAUAGCGAACAACUGGAUAGCUGUAGAUGACGUAUACAGUCAGCAAAUGGAGUUUCAUCAGAUUUUUUUCGCGAAGCACGCAGUAGAAAGCGAUAAAAUAAAAACAGACGCAUCCACUGUGGAUUCUUCGACCGGCACACAGUCAUUCAGUGAUGAUAUCAAUAUUGCUUCUUCAGAGACGUCAAACGCAGAUUCAGAAAAAGCCAAAGCACAACGGGAGGGCGCUGUUCAAGAUGGAGAGCCAUCAGACGGUCUUGUGGAUGGGUCACAUGAUACAGCUACAGGACCUGGCGGACGGAAGGGGGAACUCUGAUCCCCGUCCCCCAUCUAUUCGUUUUUGAGGGAUUUUUGAUUAUUUGUUUGUUUAUUUUACCUGAAGGCUAAGAAAUCAUAUGUAUGCUUGUAAGUAAGCAACUAGGGGAAAGGCGGCUUUCAGAAGAGAAUUGAUGUCUUACCGAAGGGCACUAUAGCGCAUCGUUAGGUUCUUCCGGUUUUUUUACACAUACCUCGGGGAAAAUUUAGGAGGUAGAG
Molecule: messenger RNA, 1916 nt
Organism: Strongylocentrotus purpuratus (purple sea urchin)
Lineage: Eukaryota; Metazoa; Echinodermata; Echinoidea; Camarodonta; Strongylocentrotidae
Product: transmembrane prolyl 4-hydroxylase
Exons: 10
Coding region: 7-1698 (563 amino acids)
Biological process (GO): peptidyl-proline hydroxylation to 4-hydroxy-L-proline
Cellular component (GO): endoplasmic reticulum
Molecular function (GO): procollagen-proline 4-dioxygenase activity; calcium ion binding; L-ascorbic acid binding
Source: RefSeq, a predicted model, not a curated record